ACAUUUGGUUUCUGAAGAUUUGGGAACGGGCUGGGAGUUGAGGUGCUUUGGCAGGUUGUGUGGGUGUUCUGGAGAAACGCUGAGAAGACGUGCUGAUUCGGCACAACCGCAUCCCACUCUGUCCCCGAGCUUCCAUUAAAAAUGCUCUCGCUGCUUCCACGGGUCUCUCUGGACCUGCAGGACCCACUGUCGGAACGAGCAGAGCCGCAGAGUGAUCAAAAAAUAUUGCGUCGUUGCAGGUUUCUAACAGGGUCACGUCAGCCUGCCGAAAUGAUGAAAGAUUGCCUUCAGUUCCUCAUUGAGCCAGCAAAGAAGCUCAAGUUUCGUCUUAAGGAGACGCGGAAAAGAGUGAAACACGUAAAGAAAGAGCCAUUAACAGAGAGUCAGCUGUUUAUAAUGGAGCUCGCACGGGAACUCAACAGGAUCUGUCAGAGGACAGAUAUUCUGGCUCACAUCUGGACCGGAGAGGACGUCUGGCCUCCGCACGCCUGUCGAGAGUUCAUUGUGGAGACCGCCAACGUUCUGGAGAUGAAGGAAAAUAUGGAGAAGCCCAUGCAAGUUUAUACCGAUCUGCAACCAGAAAAGCGGGACUGGAAGAGUCAUUUACUGAGCAUGCUUGAGCAGGGAGGAGAGCAUGACAUGGGCUCGUAUAAAAGGAUCAUCAUGGACUGGACCAGAGGACAGCGCAACAGACACCCGCACGGGAUCUGGCCGGGUGAGGCGGUGUUGAUGAUGUUGGAUGACGUGGAGCUGCAGUGGAAGCGGGGUCACCUGACACACCUGCAGUCUGCCGUGCAGCUGCUCAUUGGUCUCGUUCUUGGGGAACACCUGGACAAGGAGCUCAUUCCAAGACUGUGGCUGGUACAAAAACAAAAGACCCAUAAGAUCGAUUUCACUGGCUACAUUCCACACAUUGUGUGGAACUGGAUAUGUGAUGCUGCAGUGGAGGUGACUUUUGACCCAGAGACGGCCAACCCUGCCCUUGUUCUGUCUGAGGACUGCAAGCGUAUGCAGUGUGGUCUGGAGCGGCGCGGGGUCUCCUGCAGUCUCAGGCGCUUCGACGGCUGGUGGUGCUGUUUCGGCUCAGAGGGCUUCUCGGCAGGACGCCGGUACUGGGAGGUAGAAGUGGGCGACCGCGACUGGCGUCUCGGGGUGGCCAAAGAAUCAGCCAUCUGCAAGGGCUACAGACCACUCAACACUCAGAGCGGAUACCUCACCCUCAGGCUGGAGCGGGGGUCCGAGCUCAAGGCCCUGACCGCUCCGCCUACUGUCUUGCCCCAGUCGCUCAUCCCGCGGAGGGUGGGCGUCUACCUGGACUAUGAAGAGGGGCAGCUGUCCUUCUAUGACAUCCAAAGGCGCGCGCACAUCUACACAUACAACGAGAGGUUCACAGAGAAGCUUUACCCUGUGUUCGGGACGGUGGAGAUGGUGCGUGAGAUGGUGAUCAGGCCUGCAGAUCUGAGGGAGCGAUGUCUCUGUAAGGGACAGUGUCUGUUCUUCUAACGUACCAAACGAACGCGCAUACGAAUUCAUUCAUACAUUCAUACAGUUCAUUCAUUUGAGCAAUGCUUGGGGGUGUGAAGAAUGUAUUUUACAUUUUGUAGAGUAGCUGCUAAAGCUGUAAUUUCUGCACCACAAGGAAUAAAAAAAGACUUGUUAAACAGUCUGUGAUUGGUCAGACAAACAGAUAGUCCCGCCCAAAACUCAUGUCUUUAGUGCUGCAGUGAUGAUGUAUUUUUGUAGGUCAACCUGGUUCCCUUGACCAAAACCCAAUAGGAUUUUUCCAAUGGCUUUUGCGAAUCAUCAAGGCUUUCCUCAACUGGAUCGCUUAAGGGUUUAUUAAUUGCAGUUUGGGAUUAUUGCAGAAUGUGACCAACAAAAGUUUAUGAUUCUUACACAUUUUGUUUAUUUUCACAAAUGAACACAACUUCAAUGAAUUUUGAAGACUAAAUUCAAUCAUCUGAAGUAAAAAGCUAAACGUAGUCUAUAAACAAACUACACCACUGUCGCAUGACUUCACUGUCAACACCACAUAGCAUACAAAGAUGCUUUUAGUCUUUUUUAAAAACAUUUUUUUGAAAGUUUGAGUUGGAAUAGUUUCCAAGAGCACGAUUAUAAACUCAAGGCUAUAAAAUGAAUGAGUUUUCCUGUUCAGCUGAUGACGUUUAAUGACACAUUAAGACACUUGUAACUGCCUUUUUAACAAGUAAAAGCUGUGAAAAGCAAAAUACCUUAUUUUUUCAAGCUUUUAACCAAAAACCCAUUCAAACAAACCCAUUGACUUCAGGAUGAUGGAACCGGACGUGCUAAAAUGAUCGUUUCCAUGUUUUGGCUUACAAAAAUACCUCCUGCAGCCAGUGAUGGGGAUGUGUGCUGUGACGGUUACUGUAGACUAAAUGUGAACAUGCAUUUUCUCAUCUCACUUGCUACUCAAAAUGAAUAAAAACAGUGAGAUGCAAAUGAAAACCUGCAAUAAUUAAAUAUGUUAAAUAACACCAAUAUGCUUUAUUUAACCUUUCUUUAUUAACCAAUUGCUUUUCUGCUGAUGCAAAAAUUGAGUUUCUUUCUAAGUCAAAAGCUGAACGUGUGUUUGAGCUGCGCCCUCUACUGUACAGGAGUGAAUUUGCUUUCCCUUAGCCUGAGGCUUAUUCAUUUCACUUUUGGUGCGAAAGGGCCCUUUAAAUUUGGGAAAAAAUGUAGCUGUUUUUUUUUUUUUUUUUUUGUAAUUAAAAAAAAACAAACAGGCAAGCCCAGCCCAGGUGAAUAAAAUUAACACAAAACUGAUGCAACACAAAUUACUUUCCAUAAAAAGUAACUAAGUAAUGCAAUUAUUCAUUUUAGGGAGUAACGCAUUGAAAAAUCUCUUCUAAUCUACUUACAUUUGAUAGAAUGUUCAGCAUUAAAAAAAUUAACCAAAAGCGAUUGUGUCAUUGUAAUAUUGCAUUCUGAAUUAUGAUUUAUUUGCAUCUGUUUAACCAUUCAUUAUAUUUAUGAGUACAGCCAACAGAAAAUGAUUAUAAUUAGCCCAAUCCAAGGCCUAAACCCCAACUGUUCUUUUGCUGCCCUGAAUGUACUGGUCCCUUAGGAAAUGCAAAUCUAGUUUUAACAAGUAUUGGAUGUAAUCACAUCUUACUCCAUGUUUGUUAGUUUGUUUUUCAGUAACAUUAGAAAGCAUAUAGAGGGCACUGUCAGCUCAACAUAAAGCAUUUCAGUAGGUACACAGUGUGCUAAAAACUGUUGAUUGCACCUAAAUAUGUUUCUAAUAAACCAAGCUAACACACAA
Messenger RNA from Pimephales promelas (fathead minnow), 3283 nucleotides. Lineage: Eukaryota; Metazoa; Chordata; Actinopteri; Cypriniformes; Leuciscidae. The record is from RefSeq and is a predicted model, not a curated record.